AUGACUGGAGGCGGCAAGUCCGGCGGCAAGGCCAGCGGUUCCAAGAACGCGCAAUCCCGUUCGUCCAAGGCUGGUCUCGCUUUCCCCGUCGGUCGUGUCCACCGUCUGCUCCGCAAGGGCAACUACGCCCAGCGUGUCGGUGCUGGUGCUCCCGUCUACCUGGCUGCCGUCCUUGAGUACCUCGCUGCUGAGAUUCUCGAGUUGGCUGGCAACGCCGCCCGUGACAACAAGAAGACCCGUAUCAUCCCCCGUCACUUGCAACUCGCCAUCAGGAACGAUGAGGAGUUGAACAAGCUUUUGGGCCACGUUACCAUCGCCCAAGGUGGUGUCCUGCCCAACAUUCACCAGAACCUGCUGCCCAAGAAGACCGGAAAGACCGCUGGUGGCAAGAACGCAAGCCAAGAGAUGUGA
Pyricularia grisea is the source of this 411-nucleotide messenger RNA. RefSeq lists its product as uncharacterized. The record is from RefSeq and is a predicted model, not a curated record. The transcript is spliced from 3 exons. Gene Ontology annotation, cellular component: nucleosome. The coding region runs from base 1 to 411 and encodes 136 amino acids. Lineage: Eukaryota; Fungi; Ascomycota; Sordariomycetes; Magnaporthales; Pyriculariaceae. Gene Ontology annotation, molecular function: DNA binding; protein heterodimerization activity; structural constituent of chromatin.